Messenger RNA from Lactuca sativa (garden lettuce), 1799 nucleotides. RefSeq names its product Phospholipid/glycerol acyltransferase family protein. NCBI's taxonomy places the organism in Eukaryota, Viridiplantae, Streptophyta, Magnoliopsida, Asterales, Asteraceae. The record is from RefSeq and is a predicted model, not a curated record. Gene Ontology annotation, biological process: phospholipid metabolic process.
AGGCUAUCGAUUUUAUUUGUUUGGCUGGUAACAUGUCGCCCCGACACAGUUCGUUCAUAAAGUAGAACACCAGAAUUUGAGUUAUUCCGUGAAACGAAUCAACGAUUAGUUUUCCUCAGUAUUUACAAGCAGUUUACCUGCAAAACGAUUUUUUUUCCUAAGAAAAAAACCAAACAAACAACCUAAAAGGUCAGUCUCACUCAACUUUCCUGUGCACUAUCCCCCCUAACUCUUUCCCUGAGCAUUAAUCUGAUAACGAUGGAGGGUCGUUGGUUCCAGAAGGAAGAUCGGUGGAAAGACAGAGCGCUAUGUCUACAACACCGCCUCAGAGAUCGUUUCCGAGUCGUCGUCGACCAACACCGUCGCCGACAUAGGUCCAGUGGGUACGUUUCCUCUGCGACGCAACCCUGGCUUCAACGCUUUCGCCAUUUCCGAAGUCAAACAUUAGCCACUUCUUCCACUUUAUACCGUAAAAGAGUUAGCAAAGAGUUUGAUACAGAAGAGGAUUCAGUUCUUACCCAAAUACUUCAGGCUGUUGCUGUUCCUGUUAUUGGAAAUGUUUGCCAUGUUUUCAUGCAUGGACUAAAUCAUGUCCAGAUAUAUGGAGGUGAAAAAUUACAACAAGGAUUGCUCAACAGACCUGAUAAGACACCACUUAUCACAGUAAGCAAUCAUAUUGCUUCCAUGGAUGAUCCAUUGGUUAUUGCUGCACUUCUUCCUAAAAGUCUUCUUUUGGAUGCUCGUAACUUGAGAUGGACACUUUGUGCUACUGAUCGUUGCUUCCGUAAUCCACUCACUUCUGCAUUUUUUAAGUGUGUUAAAGUUCUUCCUGUCUCUCGUGGUGAAGGAAUUUAUCAGAAGGGUAUGGAUGUUGCCAUUGCAAAACUAAAUAGAGGUGGGUGGGUCCACAUAUUCCCUGAAGGCAGUCGUUCCCGAGAUGGUGGAUCAACUAUGGGUUCUAUAAAGAGAGGCAUUGCAAGGUUAAUCUUGGAUGCAGACAAUGCCCCGAUGGUUAUUCCAUUUGUGCAUGCAGGGAUGCAAGAGAUGAUGCCUGUUGGAGCCUCGUUUCCUAGGGUUGGCAAAACGGUGACGGUACUUGUGGGUGAUCCAAUCGACUUCAAAGAUGUACGAGACUUGGAACAGGACAACACUGUUCCAAGGGGAAAUCUAUACGAUGUUGUCUCUACAAGGAUUGGUGAUCGUCUCAUUAAACUAAAAGCACAACUUGACAAGUUACUUCAAGUGCAAACCGACGAUGUUGUUCAACAUUUUGAUGAUAAUAAUGAUAAUAAUAGCAAUAAACAGGAUCACGAGGAGUAUUUUAAGGUUGAAUCUUCUUACAAAGGCUUUGGGAUUGACCUUAUGGGUUUUGCUGCAAGAGGUUUGUUUGUGAAUCAGAAAAUGAAGGAACAUGUGGUUGAAGGGGGGAUAAGUAUAAGGCCUUUGCCUUUGAGGGCAUGGAACAGUUUUUGGAGACAACUGUUGCAUAAUAAUAAUAAUAAUGGAGUUGCUUCACUCUCUAUGUUGUCGGGGGCCACUUGAGACUUUUAGGUCCAUAGAAAUAGAAAGCCUUGUUUGUACCGUGUGUUUGGCAUGCAUUAGACUGGUAGCGAGUGAAUGAGAUAAAAUAAAAAUGUGGGACAAAGACUCCCCUCCUCAUCUCUUGUCUCUUGUGUGUGCGUGUCCUUAUUCUCAUCCUUCAAAACAGUCUUAGAAAGCUUGUAAAGCCCUUUUUGGGUAACAAACAAACAUGCAAAUUGUUCAUUUUAGAUUAAAAUGUAUAACAACUUUUUGACUCA